This is a messenger RNA of Spizellomyces punctatus DAOM BR117, 4535 nucleotides long. RefSeq names its product pentatricopeptide repeat domain-containing protein. The coding region runs from base 190 to 4356 and encodes 1388 amino acids. The transcript is spliced from 2 exons. NCBI's taxonomy places the organism in Eukaryota, Fungi, Chytridiomycota, Chytridiomycetes, Spizellomycetales, Spizellomycetaceae. Gene Ontology annotation, biological process: mitochondrial transcription. Gene Ontology annotation, cellular component: mitochondrial DNA-directed RNA polymerase complex. The record is from RefSeq and is a predicted model, not a curated record. Gene Ontology annotation, molecular function: mitochondrial promoter sequence-specific DNA binding; DNA-directed RNA polymerase activity; protein binding.
AAAAGCAAAAAAAAAUAAUUAUUCUCCGCCAGCAUUUCUUGUCAUUUGAAACAUUCAUCCUCACUGUAUUUACACAUCAUUCAGCAUUUACAAAACAUAGAAUAGGACGCACGGCACUCGAUAUAGAUACCCCCUCACCCCUCAGCCAAACCCCACCCAGUUGUCCAGUUUGUCGUGCCAGUUCUAGUCAUGCUGCGACUGCUCAAGAAUAAUGCGCGCAAAACCCGACCAGCUGCAACGACGACGACGACGACGACGACAAGAACAUGUCCCUGUGGACGACGUUGGUUCAACUCCCGGGAAAAGUCUCUUGCUCAACUCCAGUUGGAACUUCCCUCUCGUUCAGCAUCCCAUGACCCUCCCCUUGUACGAUACGAUUCCCCCAAACACACCUUCAAGAGAACAGCGGGGCCACAAAGAACAAAAGCGCAGUGGGCUAAUUCCCCGGCCUCAUUACGGCCAUCACAUCGCAACAGUUUUCAAGAGCAGUCAGAAUCAUCAAAACCAACACAGUCCCAACUGCCCGAUAUAAACCUUCCAGAACUCUUCCCCAAAACACACGCCCUCUAUCUGCCACAAGAAAAAGCCGUCGAAAAAACGACACAAGCUUACACUGAAGAACGCGCUCUCGCCCGCCACGCGCUUGAAGAGAAGAUCGUGCUCAUCUAUGCCUCUAUCCACUCUGGCGACCUAGAUCGGGCUGAAGUCACAUUCAACCGAGCAUGGAGAACAAAUUUUCAGGAUAUGAAAGAGCUUGUUGAUGCUCGUAUUCUAAAUGCUUUCAUCGACACUCACUUGAAUUCGGAGGCCGGAGCCAACAUCGAUCGGGCAUUGGAUUGGUACGAGCGGUUCACAGAUCUUGAUAUCCAGCGAAACGGCAGCACGUUUGCCAUUUUGAUUCAGUACUAUCUGAAGUUGGGAAAGGUGGAUGAAGUCAAACGAUUGAUUGAGGACAUGGAUAAAGCUGGUGUCACGGUCGCAGAUUUGUUGGACAAUGACCGCUUUGUGGAAAAGGAAGAUAGGGCGCCUUUGGAAGCGAUCUUGCGGGAGAUGGGGAGAAAAGUCGACGGUGUCGUGACUGCAGAUCGUUUGUUUUUGUCUGCCUUGGAAGAGGCGGGGGAAGCCAAGGCCGGAUCAACGGAUACCUCGUCCUCCUCGUCGUCUUUUCCGUCGCUACUCCUUACGGAAAUGGCAACAGGACAGUCUGCGCCAAAAGUACAGGAGCGUGUGCUGCUUCCUAUUAACUCUACAAACUCACUCGGCAUCAAUGUCCUGACCAAAGCCCUAAAGGAUAUGGAAGCAAGAGAACGUACCAAUAAAUACGAUCAGCAACAAUGGCUAGAAGAGCGGACCUACGCCGCUGCUCUCGAGGAGUUUGAAGAGGCUCAGAAACGACUGCCAGAGCAGGUACGCCGUCUCUCUCAGAUUCCCAGCGAUCUUGCGUCUUCGUGGAACCAGGCACUCGUGCCUCUCAUUGAGCGAGAGAUUCAAAUGAUUGAUAUGGUGACCGAAGACGCCGAGGAUCAUGCGUAUGGCCCCUUCCUCAAGCUGCUAAAACCGGAGCAACUCUCCCGGAUUGUCAUCACCGAGUUUAUCCGACCACCUUCAAAGAGGGCAAACUUGGGCAACGGUGUCGUCGCUGGAGAAACGAGUGUUGCGAGCUUGACAAUCGGUAUAGCCCGAAGUAUCGAAGCAGAAUACAAUGCCCAACAGGUCAAAAAGCACAGCACCAAGCAAAAGUUGAAACUCAAAAAAGUGAUUCAUCACAUGCACACUGAAGGCAAACUUUUCCAUUUGACGGUCCGUCGAGUGAUACAGCAGCUUGCCUCCAAACAUCUAUACAAUGAAGAGGAAUGGAAACCCAAAUGGCCCGAUGCCAUCCGCGUCAAGAUCGGUUCUGUACUGGUUAAACUCAUGCUUCAAGUUGCCAAAGUCCGCGUCACCAGACCUGACCCCGACGCACCCGGAAAGGAGAUUGUGGAGCAAGUUCCUGCCUUUAGCCAUGUUCUCAAACGUAUUGGUCAAGGACACAAGUUGGGUAUGAUCCAGUAUCAUCCUGCCUUGUAUGAAGCUCUCAACAACACUCGAGUUUCUGUGGACCCGUGGCUGCUCCCCAUGCUAGUUGCUCCACGCCCAUGGAUCACAUGGCAAACGGGAGGGUACCUGCAGCACCGCUCAAGUAUGGUUCGAACAAAAUCUGGCGAAGCCAAGCGGUAUUUGGGGGAAGCGGACCGGGCGCAGAUUCUCGGAACUGUCACACGAGCUCUCGACGUGCUGGGAUCAAUCCCGUGGCGGGUUAACGAGGACAUUUUCAAUGUCGCAGCACAAAUGUGGAACAAUAAUGAGCAUGCGCCGUCAUUGCCUGCCAAAUUAGAUUUGCCCGAAGUGGAGAAGCCGGCCAAUCUGGAGACAGAUUCACUGGCCAAGAGAAAGUAUUGGUUCUUGGUCAACAAGAGGGACACCGCGUUGAGAGAAAAUUUCUCACAAAGGGCGGAUACGAAUUAUAAGCUUGAGAUUGCUAAAGCGUUCAUUGGAGAAACGAUCUACUUUCCGCACAAUCUCGACUUCCGUGGUCGUGCCUACCCGAUGCCCGCCCACCUGAAUCAUAUUGGAAAUGACCUCUGCCGUGGUCUUCUUCUCUUUGACCAGGGAAAACCACUAGGUGAAGCUGGGAUGAGAUGGCUCAAGAUUCAUGUUGCUGCGUUGGCGGGGUUCGAUAAAGCGUCUUUUGGCGAACGAGAGCGAUGGACCGAUGAUCAUAUGGUGGAAAUUGAAGACUCGGUGGAUCGUCCGUUGGAUGGGAAGCGGUGGUGGUUGAAGGCCGAGAAUCCAUGGCAAUUGUUGGCAGCGUGUUUUGAACUCGUCAAUGCCCUUCGAUCUGGUAAACCCCUUCAGUACAUUUCCCGACUACCCGUACACCAAGAUGGUACCUGUAACGGAUUGCAGCACUAUGCUGCAUUAGGUGGAGACGAGAUUGGAGCUCAGCAGGUCAAUCUCUUGCCGGGGCACAAACCAGCUGAUGUGUAUACUGGUGUUGCGGAGCGAGUACAGCUGCUGGUGGAUCAGGAUGUGGCUAAUGGCGUUCCCGAAGCGAUCCUGAUGCAGAAUCGGAUCAACCGAAAGUUGGUCAAACAGACUGUCAUGACCAAUACAUAUGGUGUGACGUUUGUCGGUGCAAGAGCACAAGUACGGAACCGUUUAAAGGAAAGUCGUGCCGCUGCUAUCGAAGCGGCCAAAACCAACUCUUCCUCCGACUCGACCACCACCGAGCGUCUUCUCACCGACGAUGAUAUCGAACGCUGCAGUUUGUAUAUAACCCGCCAAAUAUUUUCCUCCAUGGGCCAAAUCUUUGAAGGCGCUCGCGCUAUCCAAAAUUGGCUGAACGUCACUGCCGGUAUGAUUGCCCGCAGCACGCAUGAGAGUGAUAUACCAGCAGCGCAGUUGGAGGAUGCAGAAGAAUUGGCGCGUCUUGGUGUGUUGCCCAGUGCGUUUACGCUGGCAAGGGAGGAGCGACGGAGGGGUGAGAUCGGAAAUGAGGAGGGACUCUUGGGUGCUGCCCUGCAGGAUUUGGAGGAUAGUCAGUUUGAUGAAGAUAUAUCAGCCACUCUUAAGCAGGAGCAGAGCAAGCGAGACGAAGUUGAAGAAGAUGAUGAUUGGACAGAAGAUCUUGAGGACGCUGCUGCACAAGACUUAUCGUCAACCUCUACACCAUCCCCCACCUCCGCCUGCCCCGCCCCAGCCGCCCCCGGCAAAAAACCACCACGCGUCACCUCCGUCAUAUGGACUACUCCACUCGGCCUCCCCAUCGUCCAGCCCUACCGCAAUUUCCAACCCCGCUCCGUGCAAACUCUCCUUCAAACCAUUACCAUCUACGAUUUCACCACUCUCGCCCCCGUCAACGCCCAAAAACAAUCCACCGCCUUUCCCCCCAACUUUAUCCACUCUCUUGACGCCGCCCAUAUGAUGCUCUCCGCCAUCCAAUGCCAACGCGCUGGUUUGUCCUUUGCGUCGGUACACGACUCGUAUUGGACGCACGCAUGCGACGUGAACCGAAUGAAUGAAAUCAUCCGAAACGAAUUCGUAACACUUCAUUCUGGAGAUAUUAUGACUGGCUUGCGUAACGAAUUUGUUGACCGCUACGCUGGGCAUAAGAUCCCCGUUGAGGUCAUCCUGGAAGGGGACCAGCUGUGGGAGUGGAAACAGUAUUUGGAAUCCAAGGGCCGCAAAGCGGGGAUUGGACCAAAGACCAAGCUAAAGAAGGUGACCACUUGGGUAGACUUGGAGAUUUUGCCGUUACCUGCUAGAGGAAAUUUUGAGAUCAAGCAAGUGAAAGAUAGUCGUUAUUUCUUCCAUUAGCUAGGAGAAUUCUUGUAUAGGAUUUUAUUUGUCGUUUUUUUUUCUUUUUUAUUAUAUUUAUAUUUUGGAUGGGAUUUUCUUUCCCUAUCCUGGAUUUAGACAUGUUAGAAUAGUUUAUAUCCUUUUGGAUCACAUGUUCAAUCAUUAUGUGUCCGCUCACUGCUUACCAGUCUAUAAAC